Molecule: messenger RNA, 2186 nt
Organism: Procambarus clarkii (red swamp crayfish)
Lineage: Eukaryota; Metazoa; Arthropoda; Malacostraca; Decapoda; Cambaridae
Product: SRR1-like protein
Biological process (GO): microtubule-based process
Cellular component (GO): cytoplasm; nucleus
Source: RefSeq, a predicted model, not a curated record
GUACGAGGUGACCGGAGCCAUGUUCCUGUGCGCCUCACCCGUGUCGGCGGCGGUCGCCCUCACCAUCCUCUUGUAGCUCAUUCCUUCCUUGUGAUUAGUAAUGCUCGAAUAUGGAGAUUUGCUAAAGGCUGCUACAAGCAAUAGCCUGUUGGACCAAGUUAUCACAAGUCGAAGAAGAACUCCCGAGACCCUCUCCAAGUAUGCUCCAGGUAUCCAGGUAAAAUGGCCUGCAAGAUAGAUGGAUGAUGGAGUCGGAUGGGUUCCAGUUAGUGUGUAAAAGAAAAGCUGCAAGAAGAAGGAAACUCCUUAAGACAGUUAAUGAUGGUGAUGACGGCCUUAAUUUAAGCCAAGAAAAUGUAAACAAAUGUGUUGGGAAAAUUUUUGAAGCAAAACUUGUUCUUCAAUCAAGUGAAGGAUUUAUUGACUUCAAAAAUAAUUUGAAAAAUAUUACCACACUAUCACAGACUCAAGGAGAAAAGUGCAAUAUUUCCUCUGUGGUUUGCUACGGUCUAGGCUUACCCUCUUCUAGUAGGAUUGCCAAAUACCAAACAGCAUUGCUUCUACUCCUCAGAGAUCAUUUCUGUGUUGAAGCUGAAAUUUAUGACCCUUUACUUACCAAAGUGGAUACCAGAGUGCUGCAAGAGCUCAAGCUGCAUGUCCUAACCAAAAAUGAGGAGGGAAAGAGAUAUGUGAAAAGAGCAACAGUAUUUUUUAUGCCACAUUGUGGAAAAGAAUUGUAUAAUAAUCUCCUGUGGGCAAAUUGGAAUCCAGUAUCGCUACCAUUAUGCAUCAUCAUUGGCAACAGUUUCAGUAGCAUUGUACAGAAUGUACCAUCACAAAUGCUGAAAGAACAUUAUAAAUUUAUAUAUCUUGCUGAAGGUUUGUGUAAAGAAUAUCCCUUGAAAACAUUAGUAGAGUAUGAUGACAUAUUUAAUGAAACGAGUAUUCACGUUAUAUCCGAAGAUAUUGUCAGUAAAAAGGAAGAUAACUUUUGGUGUGAAAAAUGUGAACCGCAAUAUGAUGAAUGCAAUGUAGCGAUUAUCAGAGUGAAAGUUGAUGAGCCGGCAGCAAAGUUGUGCUAAAAUGAUCAUAAGAAUGAUUUGUGUAUGUAUUCAUAGAUAUAAAUACAUUUAAGUGCAUAUAUAUAUAUAUUUGUAAAAUAGCUAUAAGGUUUUAACACUUAAUAAACAUGAACUUAUUCAGAAAACUAUGGACAUGUUUUAUCUUUGCUGUUACUGUCUUGAAUGGUUAUACAUAUUCAUCUCAUUGUAAUAAGGGCUUCUUCAAAUUAGGGCAAGCUACAGAAUGUCAUCCAUGGCUUACUUGUGAAGAUAUUAUUGAUUUAGAAAGCAACAAUUUAAUUGGUUUUGGGGCUGUGAAACAGGUUUACCAAUCAACAUGGCAAAAUAAUGCAAUAGCUAUUGUUCACAUAAAUAAUAGAGAUUACCUAAGUGAUUUUUUGUAUGGCUUUGAAAUGUUAAAGUCACUUGGACCUAGUAAAUACAUUGUUCAGUUAAUUGGCUUUUGUCUAAAAGAUUUUGUUUACUUGACUGAAUAUCAUCCUCUAGGUAAUAGUAUUAACAUAAAUAAAAUAUUUCUUAAUGAUAAUAUGUUAGCUCUAAGACAAAGAUUUGAGUUAUGUAUCAAUUACGUGAAGAUUCUUGAAUUUUUACAUAAUAGUCCUUUAGGAACACGAGUUAUGUGUGACUCAAGUACAUUAAAUAAGACUCUUGAACAGUAUCUAAUAAGCUCAUCAUUAAAUCUUAUUUUAAAUGAUGUCGAUGCUCUACCAGAAGUUGGACACGAGGGCAUUAUCUGUGGUCACAAGGAGCUCCAAGGUAGCUUUGUAGCACCAGAGCAACGGUGGCCAUACUCUAUGCAAGUUUAUGAUGAAAAAAAAAUGGUACCGUAUGAUGAGAAAGUUGAUAUAUGGAAAAUUCCUGCAGUUUGUAAUUACUACUUAGGGAAGAGUGAAGGUGCUAAAGCUUUCAGAUACCAUGUUUAUCCCAUCCAUAAACAGUGUAGAGAAAAGCUGCCAAGAAAUCGACCAUCUGCUAGUGAAGUGUUGCAGUUUUAUGAGAGUUUGCUUCGGGAAUAUUUCAGAGCUGAAUUGACGAAUGUGAAAGAAGAACUUUAAUCUUUUUUAGAUGCUUCGUGUACUAGAUCAUAAAAAUAUACAUACUGAA